CGCGGCGGAGCAGUCGCGGCCGCCCCGUCCCGAGGGCACCGGCGCCGCCCGCCUCCGCCAGGCAGCGCAGCCCCCGCGUCCGGUUCCAGCUCGCCGUUCGUCUGCCGCUCCGCGCCCUUCUGUGUCGCUCUGUCUCCCGGGCGAUCUCGGCGGGGCCGCGAUGGAAGAGGAGCGGGCGGGCGAGCAGAUGAGACCGUUGCUCACCACGGGUCAUGAUGAAGAAGCUGUUGUGGAUAUGGGCAAAAUCAGCUCUACUAUCAACACAAAUUUUGAGAAAGAAGAACUAGAGAGCCACAGAGCUGUGUAUAUUGGAGUUCACGUCCCACUUGGAAAGCCAGGCCGUCGGCGGCAUAGACAUCGUGGGCACAGGCACCACAGAAGAAAAAAAGAAAAAGAAACUGAUAGAGAGGAUGGCCGAGAAUCUCCAUCAUAUGACACACCAUCCCAACGAGUGCAGUUUAUCUUGGGUACUGAAGAUGAUGAUGAACACAUUCCUCAUGAUCUCUUCACUGAAAUGGAUGAACUUUGCUUCAGGGAUGGAGAAGAAUAUGAAUGGAGAGAAACUGCUAGGUGGCUGAAGUUUGAAGAAGAUGUUGAAGAUGGUGGUGAUCGAUGGAGCAAGCCUUAUGUAGCAACUCUGUCUCUGCACAGUCUGUUUGAGCUGCGGAGCUGUAUUCUUAAUGGGACGGUCAUGUUGGACAUGAGAGCAAACACACUUGAUGAGAUAGCAGAUAUGGUUUUGGACAGCAUGAUUGCCUCUGGCCAGCUGGAUGAAUCCAUGAGAGAGAAUGUGAGAGAGGCUCUUCUAAAGAGGCACCAUCAUCAGAAUGAGAAAAAAUUCAGCAGUCGGAUCCCUCUGGUUCGGUCUUUCGCAGAUAUAGGCAAGAAACAUUCUGACCCUCACUUGCUUGAACGAAAUGGGGAAGGCCUUUCAGCCUCCCGCCACUCUUUGCGAACAGGUCUCUCUGCCUCAAAUCUUUCCCUGAGAGGAGACAGCCGUUUGUCAGUUCUUCUCAGUUACCUUCUUCCUUCUUCAAGAGCUGGGACCCCGGCAGCCUCAAGGUGUACAACCCCCGUAACCACCCCUCAAAACACACCACCCUCCAGUCCUACCUGCAGGCUCCCGCCAACCACAAGUGCCCAGCCAAGUCCACUUCAGGGCAAGGAAUUGCUGGUGUCACCUGCCAGUGAUGAUAUUCCUUCAGUAGUAAUCCACCCACCUGAGGAGGACUUAGAAGUGCAGGAAAGCCAGGAAAAGAAGACAGAGGAAAAUAUUGGCAAAACACCAGGGCUAUUGGCUUCUCCACAGUCAGCACCUGGAAAUUUGGACACUGGGAAGAGUGGAGAUGUUAAAGGUACGGGGACAGGAGGAAGCAGAGAAAACAGCACAGUUGAUUUUAGUAAGGAGUCAGCCUCCUGGCACUGUAGUUGUGGCACACUUGGUGUGGGACUCAAGAGGCCAUCUGUUGAUAUGAACUUCAUGAGGAAAAUUCCUUCAGGAGCAGAAGCAUCAAAUGUGUUAGUGGGAGAAGUAGAUUUUUUAGAAAGACCUAUUAUUGCUUUUGUGAGGCUCUCCCCUGCUGUGCUUCUCUCGGGUCUCACAGAGGUUCCGGUUCCUACACGAUUUUUGUUUUUGUUGCUGGGACCAGCAGGGAAAGCUCCACAGUACCAUGAAAUUGGGCGAUCAAUAGCAACACUUAUGACAGAUGAUGUUUUCCAUGAUGUUGCCUAUAAAGCAAAAGACCGAAAUGAUUUGUUGUCAGGAAUUGAUGAGUUUUUAGACCAAGUGACAGUCCUGCCUCCAGGAGAGUGGGAUCCAUCUAUACGAAUUGAGCCACCAAAAAGCGUUCCUUCCCAGGAGAAAAGGAAGGCACCUAAAUUUCCAAAUGGAUCUACUCCUCCAGGAGAGGGUCUUAAAGAAGAAGGCCAUCAUGCUGGACCUGAACUUCAGAGAACUGGAAGGCUUUUUGGUGGUUUGAUACUUGACAUCCAAAGGAAAGCACCUUUUUUCUUGAGUGACUUCAAGGAUGCAUUAAGCCUGCAGUGCCUGGCCUCGAUUCUUUUCCUAUACUGUGCCUGUAUGUCUCCUGUAAUCACUUUUGGAGGGCUCCUGGGAGAAGCUACACAAGGCAGAAUAAGUGCAAUAGAGUCUCUCUUUGGAGCCUCAUUAACUGGGAUUGCCUAUUCUCUCUUUGCUGGGCAACCUCUUACUAUCUUGGGAAGCACCGGACCAGUUCUAGUAUUUGAAAAAAUAUUAUUUAAAUUUUGCAGGGAUUAUGGUCUUUCCUACCUCUCCCUGCGAACUAGCAUUGGUCUGUGGACUGCAUUUCUAUGCAUCGUGCUUGUAGCCACAGAUGCCAGCAGCCUCGUGUGUUACAUCACUCGAUUUACUGAGGAAGCUUUUGCAGCACUUAUAUGCAUCAUAUUUAUUUAUGAGGCACUGGAAAAGCUUGUUCAUUUGGGAGAAGUGUAUGCCUUCAAUAUGCACAAUGAUUUGGAUAAACUGACUUCAUAUUCAUGUGUGUGUUCUGAGCCUGAGAAACCAAGUAAUGAAACAUUGCGUGUGUGGAGGAGUAUGAAUAUGUCUAGGGAAGAUAUAGCAUGGAGUAACCUUACAGUUUCCGAAUGUUUAGAAUUUCAUGGUGUGUUUCGUGGAUCAGCUUGUGGCCAUCACGGACCAUAUAUUCCAGAUGUUCUCUUCUGGUCUGUCAUACUAUUUUUCGCAACAUUUUUCCUCUCCUCUUUCCUUAAGAAAUUCAAGACCAAACGCUAUUUCCCAACUAAGGUGCGCUCUACCAUCAGUGACUUUGCAGUGUUUCUGACCAUAGUAAUCAUGGUUUUGAUUGACUAUCUUGUAGGAGUACCUUCUCCUAAGCUUCUUGUUCCAGAGAAGUUCGAACCCACCCGAAAAGACCGAGGAUGGUUCAUAGAUCCUCUUGGAGGCAAUCCUUGGUGGACACUCUUGAUUGCUGCUCUUCCUGCUUUACUCUGUACCAUUCUCAUUUUCAUGGAUCAACAAAUAACAGCCGUUAUUAUAAACAGGAAAGAGCAUAAACUGAAGAAAGGCUGUGGUUAUCAUCUUGAUCUGCUCAUGGUUGGUAUUAUGUUGGGAAUAUGUUCUCUCAUGGGCUUGCCGUGGUUUGUUGCUGCAACUGUCCUGUCCAUAAGUCAUGUUAACAGCCUGAAAGUUGAAUCUGAAUGCUCAGCACCAGGAGAACAACCAAAGUUUUUGGGAAUCCGGGAACAGCGAGUGACAGGAUUGAUGAUUUUUGUGCUGAUGGGGAUGUCAGUGUUCAUGACCUCUGUAUUAAAGUUUAUUCCAAUGCCAGUUUUGUACGGUGUCUUUCUUUACAUGGGAGUAUCUUCAUUAAAAGGCAUUCAGUUUUUUGACCGUAUAAAACUGUUUGGAAUGCCUGCCAAACAUCAACCUGACCUGAUUUAUCUACGUUAUGUGCCACUCUGGAAGGUCCAUAUCUUCACAGUUGUUCAGCUCACUUGUCUAGUUUUGUUGUGGGUGAUUAAAGCCUCUGCAGCUGCUGUUGUUUUCCCUAUGAUGGUUCUAGCAUUAGUGUUCAUUCGCAAGCUCAUGGAUUUAUGUUUCACCAAAAAAGAGCUUAGCUGGCUUGAUGAUCUUAUGCCAGAAAGUAAAAAGAAGACAGAAGAUGACAAAAAGAUAAAAGAGAAAGAAGAAGCAGAGAGAAUGUUUUCAGACAAUGACAGUGUACACCUCGCAUAUGGAGAAGCAAAUCUGGAUUUUCCUGUAAAAAGCCUGAAAUACAGCACUGAUCCCUCAGUUGUAAACAUAUCAGACGAAAUGGCCAAAACUGCACAGUGGAAGGCUCUUGCCAUGAAUACUGAGAAUGCCAAAGUAACCAGAGCUAACCUGAGCCCUGAAAAACCAGAAAGUGUGAAAAUCGAAGUGGAAAAUUCACGUGUUGUGAGAUACGUGGAUGCUGAAACAUCUUUAUAGAAUGGAACCAAUGGGAACUGCGUGUAUUUGUGUGUGUAUAUAUAUCACUGUAGGAUAUUAUACCAUGGAAGUGUGAUUUCCAAUUUAAGGAGCAUCAUAUAUUUAAUUUCUGCCAUUGUUUAGGGCACUGUAGAUAUGCUUGCAUAAUGCAAAGAUUUUCCCAACAAAUAAGAUGAGUGGUAAUCACACUUCAGCUAUUUAUUUUAUUGGAAAUUUUAUUUUCAUUUUUAAAUAGGAAGACUGUAAUGAAUGCUUAUUAUUUUCAAUAAUCAAUAUGUGCAUAAAAGUUACAUCAGCUUUUGCUGAUGAUUACUGGUCCACAUUGCUUAAAAUUUUGCAAUACCUCUGUUUAUAAUGUGUGCUACAAAAGUUUUGUUUUCCAUGCAGGCAAUUAGUGCUUGUUUUUGCAGGGUAUACUUUUUCAUGGUUUCAUAGAACAAAUAUUAAUGUGCUGUUGACAAGAACUACUGUGUUUUAUGUCUCCACUCCAUGCUAGUGUUUUCUGGAUUAUGUCUCUCCUAUUCUACAGAAAUGGCGUAGAGCCCUAAGUCAGGUGGUUAGUUAAGCCUUAAAAUGUAUCUAAAUACCCUGGUGUGCUGCUUUCUUUCUUGUUUUGAAUUCUCUUGAGUUUUCAUUAUUGUCCAGUAGCAGUAUGAGUGCAGUAAUGGUAGUUACAGUCCCAAGUCAGUAUUUGCCAUUCUGGACACUCCAUGUUUACACAAUAUAAAUUGGAUUUACAGGCAGCAAUUGGUCUAUAGGAAUUUAUAAGUACUCACCACGUCAGUACUCUUGAAUUCUUUUCUUCCUGUUUUUGCUUACACUUUUUCCCAUAGAUUUUCAGAAUCUGAUUUACUCACCUCUAAGAUUUUAGAGUAUUUCAUAUCUUCAUCAAAUAUAUUUCCUGGUUAAUAAAUCUUUAAAUUUACUGUGUAUUUGGUUAAAUUAGCUGUAGUUCAAUUCUGGAAUAGGUUUGUGAUCAGUAUUAUUUUAUGAAUUACUAAUUGCUUGUGGUAUUUGUAUGUACAGUUCUGAUCCUCUCCAUUGUAAAGGGCAUAUAUGAUAGCACACCAACUUAUUUUUAAACACUUUAUUUAUUUUAAUUAGUAUAAAUUUUUAUCAUGUAAGAUGAAUUGAAAAAAUAAAUAUUCAUUUAUUAAAGUAAAUGGGAUUUUUUGGGGACUCCACUGAUAAAGAUGCAGUCAGUGCAUUUAUUGUACUUACAUUUUCAAGUUCUAGUGUUUAACAUUAUAAUAUUUGAAAUAAUGAGAAUUUUAUAUAUAAAUGAAAAUCUUGAUCACUUACCUGCACAGUGUCCAUUCUUAAUUCUUUUUUGCCUUAUGCCUUAGUUUUUUUUUGCUUUAAUUUCCAAUGUUAUAUCUUUACCUUCUGAAUUGCCACUAGCCCUUUCUGGAUGCAUUACAAUGGCUUUAAUUAGAAUCUGUGCUCAUUUAAUAUUAGAAGAUGCUGUUUACUUAAUUCUGCUUUUGGCAGAGUUGGGAGUUUUACCAUGGACCAAGUGAUAAAAUUCUCAACUAUUGCAAAAGGAGCUGAUUCUGGAGGAGGGCAGACUUUAUCUGAAACUACCACUUGGGGUGGAAUUUUGGUGCUCUUCAGCCAAGUGUCACCUGUAGAGAAGGUAAUUGUAUAUUACAAAAAUAAAGCAAUCAGUGGGAAUAAAUAGAAACAUUUAAAAAUAGUAUUUACAUUACAUGGACUGUUACUGUUCCCUUUAAAUGUGCUGCAAUUAUAUAACAUUUUUUUUCUUUCCUUUUUUCAUUUGACUGGAUUCUGAGAAGACAGUUUAAAGAAAGGAAAUCGUAGUGUACAGCAAUACAAAUAAUGGUAUCCAAACUGUCAUAACAAAGGCUCAGGUCAGUGGCAAAGCAAGUGAGGUCUGCAUUACCAGUUUGACCAACACUGUGUAAUGACCUGCAUUCUUAGAUAGUAGUGUAGCUUGUGCCUUAGUUUGACUUCAUGCUCUUUCAGAAAAUAACCCAUGUUUUCCCUCUGAUCAAACUGAGAUACAGUGAAACUACAGCACAUGGUUUCUCAAAAUGUUCUACCUUAUUUAAAAAAACCCCACACAACACCAUCUGCAUGUCAGUAGUUGACUACUAAGUACCUCUUGCUCUGAAUCAUGGAGGGAAGAGAUAUUUUGAGCAUUUUAUGUAGCAUCACCCACAACACAGUACUUUUGUCCUCUCAGUAGUAUUUUACGCUUUGUGUUCACAGUCUUGCAACAGUUUCCAAAGACCCAAAAAAUUACUAGAAGCUUCUUGGAUUUCUAACUCUUUAAUGCUGGAAAUCAGGGUUCCAUGGUACUGUACACCUUGUAUUUGGCUUCUGCUUCAGAAGGGUUAAGUUUCAGUCAAUAUUACAGGAAGUGGGUAUAUUUUGAGUAAAGUUGAAAGGAAACAAAACCAAAGCCCCACAAGUCUAAUCACAGUAUUUAUUUAAUUGUGUAGAUAUUUUAAUCAGUGCCAGAAAUACCAUGACUUGCAAACCAGUUUACAGUGACCUUUAGUUCCAGUGUUCUUGGGCAAUAGUUACAUUUGCACUUUCUUCCCAUAUGAACAGGAGAAGGUCUGGUAUUAAGUGCAUAAAUCCCUGUUGAUAAUGUAUGGUUAAGUGAUUCACUGCUCCUUUUAUACCUUCUCUGCUUUAAAAUCACACAUAGUAUUAAAACAGCUAAGAAUGUAGCGUAUUGUAUGUAGAUACAUGUUUUGCCUUAAUGGAUGCAAAAGAGCAGUGAUAAUUGCUGUGCACUGAUUUUUUUUUUCAUAGGGCUUAAGCCCUGUAAAAACGACGCCAAUGGAUUUCCAUUCCAACAGUUAGAGGAAAACGUACAACCCUGCACUUUUUAUAGAUGCCUUGGUUUCCUGGAAUGGAGCUUAGUUGCUACUGUGUACCUGGCUGCAGAGCCACCUCAGGAAGUCCCUCUUUUUUUUUUUUUUUUCCUUCUUCUUUUUCCUUUUUUUCUUUUUUCUAAUUUAUUUAUAAAUAUGAAUGUUUACAUUAAAUGUAGGUCUUAAUUUUGACCACUCCAUUUAAAUUAUCAUCUAAAAUGUAUCACUUAAAAUGCAGUUUUAUGUUUAAAUUAUAUUCUAGAAAACUCAUUCUUACUAUUUUCAUAUGUAUUACAGUGACAUGUUUUCAUUCUGUUUACAUAUGCCCAAGUGAACGAGAGUUUCCUCCUAGGUUAAUUUUGCAGCUAUAACAUAAUAUUUUAUACGAUUGUUCCUUGAAAUGUUCCAAAUUGCCAAGUUUGUCAUCAUAAAACCUGUCAGGGUAGAACUUGGUGCCCUAAUGGUUUGGGAUCUUUUUCAGCCAAGUAUCUUGACCAUUUUUUCUGCAUUUAAUGGAAGUUCUCCCGUAAGUUAUCAUUUGCUUCACCUGCAUCUCUGUCUUUAUAUGGUCACUUCCUAAUUCGUGCCCUUUGCAAAGGGGGUUUGACAGGCUGUAAAAUAUAUCUGUAACAAAUGGGUGUCACGUCGCAGAGCCUGCACCGCUCUAAAGAGUUUGUCUUGUACAUAGCUUCUGUAAAUCAUAAAGUAAAUGGUUCAUGACUUUCAGUUCACAAAUGUCAUCUGUCAGGCGAGCACCACAGCGAGCUUAGUUUUCUUUUUGCUUUCUUAUGAUUAGUAAUGUUUUAAUUACUCAUCUAGGACAAAAUUAUCAAGUACAGUAAAACAUGGGAAAUACUUUGUUUAUACCAACAGUAAUUUAUUUUAUGGCAAAUUUUAAUACUGUAGAUGCACACAGCUUUGAGUCAGCAUAAGUGUAGUGCUAUAAAUAAAGCAAAUUGCUCAGUAAGUUUGUCAAUUUUAUUUUAUAAUGUUUUUAGUGAAAACUUAAAGGACUUUGUAGUUGGCAUUGAACUUUACCUGAAGACACUUCCAUAUUGAAUUUAGUAUCUGUUGACAUUUAUUUGGAAUAAUGAAUGAGUUUGAAAAUUGAUACUUUUCUAAAUGAUUUUAUUGGAAAGACACAUCAUUUAUAGUAUUUUCCUUUCUAUUGUUGCUGAUGCUCCUGUGCAAAGGUGUCUUCCAGGUUCAGUUUCUGCAGCUGAACUGCAGUUUUGAUUUUAAUACUCUUUAUUUGAAAUGUGAUUACAUACUGUAUGGUUCGAAUUUUUUAUGACUGCUUUUCUAAUUACAGUGCCGUUUUAUUACUUUAUAAACAAAUCCAAAACAAAUGAAAACAUUAUUCCAACUCUAGAAUCAAUAUUCAGUUUAUACAGAAAUCACAAUUCUCAGACUUGUCUUUAAUGUGAAAAAUUCAGCCUUUUGUGUUGUUUUAAUUACUGCUAGAAUAAAAUUAUCUUUUGUAACGUUUCAGAAAGUUGGUAAAAGCAAUAAACAAUCUCCUGGACUCUA
Molecule: messenger RNA, 8346 nt
Organism: Corvus hawaiiensis (hawaiian crow)
Lineage: Eukaryota; Metazoa; Chordata; Aves; Passeriformes; Corvidae
Gene: SLC4A7
Product: solute carrier family 4 member 7
Exons: 27
Coding region: 161-3970 (1269 amino acids)
Biological process (GO): monoatomic anion transport; transmembrane transport; bicarbonate transport
Cellular component (GO): apical plasma membrane; plasma membrane; basolateral plasma membrane
Molecular function (GO): monoatomic anion transmembrane transporter activity; sodium:bicarbonate symporter activity; solute:inorganic anion antiporter activity
Source: RefSeq, a predicted model, not a curated record